AAAUCCAAAGUGCAUGUGUUUCGGAAGAGAGAGAAUGCCAACAAAGCAAAAGGCCAAAGGCAUUCUAACUUUCCUCAAACGCCAAUAACUGCAAUAGUAAGUCUAAGGAUUCUCUUCUCAGCUCUCACCAUCCUAAUAAGUAAUAAAAUCUUUGAUCUUUCAUCUAAUCCCAGUAAAAGAAUAGAAUAAAAACAGCAUCUUGUAAGUGGGUGAGGCACCAAAGGUUGAAAUUUGUCAGAUUAGGGUUCUUAUUAUUCUACCAUUUUGCUACAAUUACAAGACACCAUUUCAGAUUUCAGACCCCAACAGGAAUCUGAUUCCGGAGACUUUAGUUCCCUCCGGAUAAGGAGCUGAAUGAUUACUGUCUGAGAUCAGUAUUUCUUUGUGGUAUUUAUAGGUGGAGGUGAUGCUACAAUUGGCUGCAGUUCUGGAUCGAUUCCUUGGAGGGUUUUUUUUGGGAUGAUGAUUUGGAGAUAGGCUCUGAAAGAUCAGUGAUUGAAAUGAAUUGUUGUUUGUGAUUUUGAGAGAUUUGACUGCUGAAAUUACAGAGCUUCGGAUUGUUUGGUUGACAAAUUGUGGUUGGAUUUUGGUAACAAUCACAGCUUCAAGUUUUAGAAUUCCAGAGCUGUUGUGUAAAUGGAGGGUCAGGCAAGUUUUGGUGAUGAGGUUUCUGUAAAUUUACUCAGAGAGGAAGAUGAAGAAGAGUUUCGUAGUUGUUGCGAAGAUGAUGAAGUUUGGAAGGAGACCGAAGAACCGGUGAAGGUGGAUCCAAAAGAUGAUCUCGAUGAAUUUUCAGUGAAGAUGUUCUUCAAAGGCAUGUCCAUAGCUGGGUAUGGGGACUCAGGUUUCGGGCUUUCUGGAAUUGGAGUUGUCAUGGAAAGGUCAACCAAUGGUCCUGCAAUUCAGGUGCAGAAAAGGCUUGAUUUUUAUGUGGAGGAGCCUGUGGCUGACUAUUUAGCCCUGAUGGAUGGCCUAAUGGAAGCUGUGCAAAAUAAAGUCCGCCGGGUUUAUGCAUUCACAGAUUCUGAGCUGCUACAUGAUCAGGUAUCACAUGAGCAGAAACUCGAAAUUCCACUCCUAGUAGCGCUGAGGCAAAGGAUCCUAGAGCAUGCCAGUCAUCUUGAUGCUUUUGUUCUGAAACUUGUCCCCACUGUAGAUCUUGAGCUGCCGUCAAAAUUAGCCCAAGUGGCAAUUGGAGUUGUCUCUUUUCCUGCUAAGGGUGUUGAAUCACUUGAAAACUGUUCCAUCUGUUGCGAUGAUAAACCAUCCCUAAUGAUGAUCACCAUGAAAUGUUCUCAUAAGUUCUGUUCGCAUUGCAUGAGGACAUACGUUGAUGGGAAGGUACAGUCCUCACAAGUCCCCAUCAGAUGUCCUCAGCCGAGGUGCAAGUAUUACAUCUCCACUGCUGAGUGCAAAUCUUUUCUUCCACUCACUUCUUAUGAAUCAUUGGAGAAAGCCCUCGCAGAAGCAAAUAUUCUCCACUCAGAUAGAAUUUACUGCCCAUAUCCAAAUUGUUCUGUCCUGCUUGAUCCUCUUGAAUGUUUGUCAGCUAGGGCAAGUUCAUCAAGUCAGUCAGAUAACAGCUGCAUUGACUGUCCAGUAUGUCAGAGAUUCAUCUGUGUAGAUUGUGGGGUUCCUUGGCAUUCAUCUAUGAGCUGUGAGGAGUUCCAAAACCUCCCAUUGGAAGAGAGAGAUGCUGCAGACAUUACCUUACAUCGCCUAGCACAAAAUAAAAGCUGGAGACGUUGCCAGCAGUGUCGUAGGAUGAUCGAGCUCACUCAAGGUUGCUACCACAUGACAUGCUGGUGUAGGCAUGAGUUCUGUUAUUCUUGUGGUGCUGAAUAUAGGAAUGGCCAACAGACUUGUCAAUGUGCCUUUUGGGAUGAAGACAACAACAACACAGAAGACUUGGUCACUCAGUCUAUGCAAGAAUCUGAGCAAUGGGCAUGGGAAACAUUCAAUUCGCUCCCCAUGAUAAUGGAUGCAUACUCAGACCAAGAGAGAUCACAGUUGGCACUGAUCCAGAGGUUCCUAGCUGGGGGUUUCAGUUUAAGUGACCACCCCCCCUACCAAUCCCCACCCCGUUGUACAGAUUCCUACGUAGAUGCAAUGAAAGAUCUCCAUCAGCUUCCUUGGCUCGAGAGGUUCGUUUCUGUGAUAAGUGAUAACUACUAUGAAGAAUACAUCCAAUGAAUUAUAGGACUCCUGAAGUUGGAAAAUAAUCUGCAUACCUUCCCACCAAUACUUUUCGCAUAAGAAAGAGUAAAGAGUUCCUCGCUCUAUUCACUCCAAUUUCAUGGUCAUGAAGAUAAUGUACCUCUUUUCCUUUGUAGUUUCAUGAUCAUUGUGUUAAGAUAAAACUUGUGACCAUCAAGGUCCCUUGUGUGUACCAUAGAAGGGGAAGCAUCUAUUCUUGAUGAUCGCUUUCUUCUUGAAAGACAGAGGAAAAGAAAGAAAAAAAAGAUAGUGAAUUGAAUUGAAAGAACAUUUAUCAUGUUAGUGAAUUAAAAUGCCAUAAAUGUAUUUCCAUUUUAUA
Messenger RNA from Prunus dulcis (almond), 2536 nucleotides. Its product is annotated as probable E3 ubiquitin-protein ligase rbrA. Gene Ontology annotation, biological process: positive regulation of proteasomal ubiquitin-dependent protein catabolic process; ubiquitin-dependent protein catabolic process; protein polyubiquitination. The transcript is spliced from 4 exons. Lineage: Eukaryota; Viridiplantae; Streptophyta; Magnoliopsida; Rosales; Rosaceae. Bases 637 to 2193 code for a protein of 518 amino acids. Gene Ontology annotation, molecular function: zinc ion binding; ubiquitin protein ligase activity; nucleic acid binding. The record is from RefSeq and is a predicted model, not a curated record. Gene Ontology annotation, cellular component: cytoplasm; ubiquitin ligase complex.